AUGUCUUCUCUUCCUCCAGUUUACAUCGUCUCCUCUGCUCGUACGCCGGUAGGAUCUUUCCUAGGCGCUCUCUCCAGUCUCACUGCCCCGCAGCUGGGCUCCCACGCUAUCAAAGACCCGUCUCAUGUAGCGGCUGUUGAGCGUGCGGGAAUUAAGCCGUCCGAUGUUGAGGAGGUCUUCUUUGGAAACGUCCUCUCCGCGAAUGUUGGACAGAACCCUGCCAGACAAUCUGCUAUCGGCGCUGGUCUCGAGGACUCGACCGUGUGCACGACUGUCAACAAGGUGUGCGCAUCCGCUCUGAAGGCUGUCAUCCUCGGAGCGCAGACGAUCAUGACUGGCACUGCUGACAUCGUCGUCGCCGGUGGUACGGAAUCUAUGUCCAACACGCCGCACUAUCUCCCCAAUUUGCGCACUGGUGCGAAAUAUGGCAAUCAGAGCUUGGUGGACGGUAUCAUGAAGGAUGGUCUGACUGAUGCCUACGGCAAAAAGGAGCUUAUGGGCCUCGCUGCUGAAGAGUGUGCUCAGGAUCACAGCUUCACCCGUGAACAGCAGGAUGACUAUGCCAUUCGCAGCUACGAGAAAGCUCAAGCUGCACAGAAGGCAGGCCUGUUCGAUGCGGAGAUUGUUCCUAUUGAGCUGCCUGGUUUCAGGGGCAAGCCAGGUGUGACGGUUUCCCAGGAUGAGGAGCCUAAGAACCUUAACCCUGAGAAGCUUCGCGCGAUUAAGCCCGCCUUCAUUCCCGGCUCCGGCACGGUUACAGCCCCCAAUGCGUCACCACUCAAUGACGGCGCUGCAGCUGUGGUUCUCGUUUCCGAAGCUAAGCUGAAGGAGCUUAACCUGAAGCCCAUUGCUAAGAUCCUUGGCUGGGGAGAUGCUGCUCACGCACCCAGCAAGUUCACCACGGCCCCGGCUCUGGCCAUUCCUAAAGCCCUGAAGCACGCUGGCGUGUCGCAGGAUGCUAUUGACGCUUUCGAAAUCAACGAGGCUUUCAGCGUCGUGGCCCUCGCAAACAUGAAGUUGUUGGGAUUGUCGGAGGAAAAGGUCAACAUGCACGGUGGUGCUGUUGCGAUUGGCCACCCUCUCGGUGCCAGUGGUGCCCGUAUCCUGACGACGCUCCUGGGUGUCCUGAAGGCCAAGAAGGGCAAACUUGGCGUUGCUGGAAUCUGCAACGGGGGCGGUGGUGCCAGUGCCCUCGUUAUUGAGUCGCUGCAGUAAACGACACUUUCGAAGAACUUUAUGGUGUUCGAGAUCUGCCUUUAGAGAGGCACGAUGGAUAUGACUUUGGCGCAUUUAUAUAACUUGUAAUUAGGUUUAACAGCAUAUGGCUGGUUUGCCGUUGUUCUACAGUGGGAGCGUACGAGCCAUGGAGCCAUGCAACUGGAACAUGAAAUAUAGAACGCAGUUCGACGCCGAUUCCACAAAUUCCCCCAUACCAUGUCCCGAUGAAGAUUGUUCUUCCGUCACUUCCAUGUUCACCACCUUUAGUACGUACGUAGAUAGAACGCGAUAUUUUAUCAUUUCCCAUGUCUAUU
Messenger RNA from Paecilomyces variotii, 1532 nucleotides. Its product is annotated as Thiolase, N-terminal domain-containing protein. Gene Ontology annotation, biological process: fatty acid beta-oxidation; ergosterol biosynthetic process. NCBI's taxonomy places the organism in Eukaryota, Fungi, Ascomycota, Eurotiomycetes, Eurotiales, Thermoascaceae. Gene Ontology annotation, molecular function: acetyl-CoA C-acetyltransferase activity. The record is from RefSeq and is a predicted model, not a curated record. Bases 1 to 1215 code for a protein of 404 amino acids. The transcript is spliced from 5 exons.